AUGAUGUCUCGACUCGCACUCGCACUUACGGUGCUAGCCUGUAUGAACGGCAGCACUCUCGCACAAGGCCCACGCGGGCUGGGCCGCAUGAGUCCCGCCAUGGCUCGUGACCGGGAGCAGUUCGGCCAGGGCACCUUGUUUGGCGGCGCCAACACUUUCGGCGCAGGUCUUAGCGCAGGUGCUGGUGCUGGUCUUGGCGCAGGCGCAGGCCUUGGCGCCGUCGGAGGGGCUGGUGGUCUUGGGCAAGUCGGCGGCGCCGGUGGUGGUGGUGGUGUCGGUGGCUUUGGUCAGCUCGGCGGAGGAGGGUUUGGAAACGGCGGUCCGCUCGGCGGUCGAUUCGGAGCUGCAGACAACGGUGCCGCACCGGGACUGGCCGCUGGCACGACUACGAACGGUUUUAUUAGUGGGGCUGGAGCUGCCGGCGCUGGGGGAAUGGGAGGCGUCGCGGGUCCGGGCAAUGGCGGACUGAGCAGCGGUGGUCCGGUGACGCCCGCCCCGACGACACCGGGCGGUGCGGGUCCGACGUCCCCGAACGGAGCGGGUGCCGCUCGUGGCGCAGUUGGUGCUGGUGCCGCCACUGGCGCUGGAGGUUUCGGAGGAGCUGGUGGUGGUCUUGGAGGCGCUGGUGGUCUUGGAGGAGUUGGCGGUCUUGGUGGUCAAAUGGGAGGAGGCAUGGGCGGCUUUGGCGGACGCUUCGGAGGUGCCGGAGCCGGUGGAUUCGGUGGCGCCGGUGCUGGUGUUGGUGGUGGAAUGGGGGGUCUCAGCGGCUUCGGCGGCAUGAACGGCGGAAGAUUCGGAGCCGGUGGACUCGGCGGUGGCUUGGGAGCCGCAGGGCAGUUUGGCGGUGGCGCGGGUCAGUUUGCCGCCGGUGGAGCGGCGUAG
Messenger RNA from Phytophthora sojae, 882 nucleotides. RefSeq lists its product as hypothetical. The transcript has a single exon. NCBI's taxonomy places the organism in Eukaryota, Oomycota, Peronosporomycetes, Peronosporales, Peronosporaceae. The record is from RefSeq and is a predicted model, not a curated record. Bases 1 to 882 code for a protein of 293 amino acids.